Syngnathus typhle (broad-nosed pipefish) is the source of this 1112-nucleotide messenger RNA. It is a transcript of the gene fra10ac1, whose product is annotated as FRA10A associated CGG repeat 1. The transcript has 14 exons. The coding region runs from base 66 to 1037 and encodes 323 amino acids. Gene Ontology annotation, biological process: dephosphorylation. Gene Ontology annotation, molecular function: phosphatase activity. The record is from RefSeq and is a predicted model, not a curated record. Lineage: Eukaryota; Metazoa; Chordata; Actinopteri; Syngnathiformes; Syngnathidae.
UUCGCUUGUGUAAACGUCAUUUUCCAGCGACGCCUUUUUGUAAACAUUGCCGAGGAGCGUUUUCGAUGGAUAAUCUCGUCAAAGUGCACGCCGGCGGCACCAACUACGACUCGGAUUUCAGUGACGACGAGAAACAAGGAGAGACCUCCGAGAGCAGGCUUAAAAGGAAACAUGAAGAGGACAUUUUACAGAAGCCUUUCCAGAAAGGUCGACACGCUCAGGUGGCUCACCGCAAUUUUCAUUCCAAUGAAGUGGACAGAGAGGAAGCCAGGAACAGAAGAGCCCACUUGAUCUCACUGACUGCUUUUGAGAGACACAAGAAGUUUGUCGGCGACUACAUACUUUUCUAUGGAGGACAUAUGGCCGACUUCAAACGCUCCACCGCAAAUGACAAAACCGACUCGGACGUUCUACGGGAGAAUCAUCGUUUCCUCUGGCGGGAUGAGGAUGAAGAGGACAUGACUUGGGAGAAAGAACUGGCGAAGAAAUAUUACGACAAGCUGUUUAAGGAAUACUGCAUAGCCGAUCUGAGUCGAUAUAAGGAAAACAAGUUUGGAUUCCGCUGGCGAACGGAGAGCGAGGUUGUCUCGGGCAAAGGUCAGUUCCAGUGUGGGAACAAACGCUGUGAGAAGCAGGAAGGCCUGAAAAGCUGGGAGGUGAAUUUUGCCUACGUGGAACACGGCGACAAGAAGAACGCGUUGGUCAAACUGCGACUUUGCCCGGAAUGUUCUUUCAAACUCAACUACCACCACAAACGCAAGGAGGUUAAAGCCCAAAAGAUGGCGAGGAAGGUACAAGAGGAGAACCAGGAGCCGUCUCGGAAGAAGAAAAAGACAAAGAAGCACAAACACCGCAAGCAGAGGGAUCCAUCCACCUCCCCCAGCAGCACGGAGGAGUCGCGGGGCAAAGAUUCUGAAGCAGAGGACGGGCCAGAGUGUCAGUCCGAGUCGGACCACUGGCGAGGACCCGCCCCGGCAGUGGAGGAAAAGUCCAGGGAGGAAGAGUUUGAUGACUACUUUGAAGACUUGUUCCUCUAAACGCCUGCCUCUGCUGAGAUUCAAGGACGUUUGUGGUUUUGAGAAAUAAACUCAUCUACGUUUUCCGUCUCAUCA